AUGGCGGACUCGCUUACGCGUGGUUUCAACGGAACCCCGAAACCAGUGCUGCAGCUACCCUUCUAUGUAGAAACCGGAGCAUUUACAAAAGAACAGCGCUUGACUUGCACAGCUCCUGUCUGUCGUUGGGAAAAAUGGCUCACCUCCCAGCACUUUUCAAAUAUGUGGACGAAAACCAGGACCUCUACGUGAAGCGCCUUGGAGAAUGGGUCGCUGUGCAGAGUGUGUCCGCUUGGCCCGAAAAGCGCGGGGAAAUCAAGAAGAUGAUGGAGAUGGCAGCCAAAGAUAUCGAGAGGCUGGGGGGGACGGUGGAGCUGGUGGACAUCGGGAAACAAAAGCUUCCCUCUGGUGAGGAGAUCCCUCUCCCUCCCAUCAUCCUGGGCCAUUUGGGUUCGGACCCGGCCAAGAAGACGGUGUGUAUUUACGGCCACCUGGACGUGCAGCCUGCUCAGAUCGAGGACGGCUGGGACACCGAGCCGUUCACCCUGGUGGAGAAAGACGGUAAACUCUAUGGAAGAGGAUCCACUGACGACAAGGGCCCGGUGCUAGCCUGGUUUAACUGCAUCGAGGCCUACCAAAAGAUAAAGCAGGAUCUUCCCAUCAACAUCAAGUUCUGCUUCGAGGGGAUGGAGGAAUCUGGGUCUGAGGGUCUGGACGAGCUGGUGUUUUCCCGAAAAGAUUCGUUUUUCAAAGACGUGGAUUAUGUCUGCAUCUCUGACAACUACUGGCUGGGAAAGACCAAACCGUGCAUCACCUACGGCCUCAGAGGAAUCUGCUAUUUCUUUGUAGAGGUGCAGUGCGGCGAGAAAGACCUUCACUCCGGCGUCUUUGGCGGCUCGGUUCAUGAGGCCAUGACUGAUCUCAUUUCUCUCAUGGGGUCUCUGGUUGACAAGAGAGGAAAGAUUUUGAUUCCUGGGAUGUACGACAGCGUGGCUCCUCUCACAGACGAGGAGCAAAACUAGCUGCUGCAUGACAGCAAGGAGCAAAUCCUGAUGCACCGCUGGAGGUAUCCGUCUCUUUCUCUGCACGGCAUCGAGGGAGCUUUCUCUGAAGCUGGAGCCAAGACUGUCAUCCCCCGCAAGGUCAUCGGUAAAUUCUCCAUCCGCCUCGUCCCUGACAUGGACCCCAAAGUCGUGGAGAAGCAGGUGGUUGAUUACGUGCAGAAGAGGUUUGCUGAUCUGGGAAGUCCCAACAAACUAAAAGUAACGAUGGGCCACGGGGCCAAAGCCUGGGUGUCCGACUUCAACCACCCUCACUACAUGGCUGGUCGAAAGGCCAUGAAGACAGUUUUCGGGGUGGAACCGGACUUGACCCGUGAGGGCGGCAGCAUUCCCGUCACUCUGACCUUCCAGGAGGCGACAGGCCGGAACGUCAUGCUGCUUCCUGUUGGAUCCUCCGACGACGGAGCUCACUCACAAAAUGAGAAACUCAACAGAUCAAAUUACAUCCAAGGAGUCAAGAUGCUGGGGGCAUACUUCCAUGAAGUUUCACAGCUGGAAUGAACUGAUCACGUCUUAAAUGUCUUUGUCAGAGACGCAAUCCUCUUAGUAAACUUUUUACUUUUCAAAUUAAAGUACCUUCUGUAGAUUAAGACAAUAAACUCUUUUUCAUUCUUACUCUGUACUCUCCUGUUUAAUUAAAGGAUGUAUCGUUCAGAUCAAACUUGAUUGAUUUUUCUAGCAUUUUUUUUUUUUUUUUAAAGUUUCAUGAAAAUGUUGUAAUUUUUAUGUGAGAUUACAGAAUAAAUGAAAAUGAAGAUUA
Molecule: messenger RNA, 1761 nt
Organism: Gambusia affinis (western mosquitofish)
Lineage: Eukaryota; Metazoa; Chordata; Actinopteri; Cyprinodontiformes; Poeciliidae
Gene: cndp2
Product: carnosine dipeptidase 2
Exons: 12
Biological process (GO): proteolysis
Cellular component (GO): cytosol
Molecular function (GO): metallodipeptidase activity
Source: RefSeq, a predicted model, not a curated record